UUAAACGUGUGACGUCGCACAUGGGCUGGGUCAAUGCGAACAAAUCUAAAUCCGACAUAAAUAUUGGGAGCGACACGCCACAGACAGCACUAUUGUAAAGCUGACCCAACACAACAUCAACCGCAAGCAUGUCGUACGGCAGAGUGGACAGCUACCGGUCCCAGACCCGGGACCUCAGCAACCUCACCCAGACAUGCAGCAGCAACAUCCAGAAAAUCACACAGAACACUGGCCAGAUUAUGAGCCUAUUAUACCAGAUGGGUUCUGGCAAGGAAACCCCAGAGCUACAGGACAGACUACAACAGCUACAGCACUAUACAAACCAGCUGGCUAAAGAAACCAACAAGCAUCUGAAAGAGCUGGGAUCCUUCCCGCAACCUCUCUCUCCAUCCGAACAGAGACAGCAAAAGAUCCAGAAGGAGCGUCUGAUGAAUGACUUCUCCACUGCGCUCAACAACUUCCAGACGAUCCAAAGACGUGCGGCAGAGAAGCAGAGAGAGACAGUAGCUAGGGCCAGGGCAGGCUCGCGGCUUAUGGGAGAUGGUUGCAAUGUUGAAGAACAGCUGGUUACGUUCGAAAAGGAUGAUGAAGACUCGGCCCAGCAGGACCAGGUUCAGACAGAACAGGCCCCCAUCACCGAGGAGGACCUGGAGAUCAUCAAGGACAGAGAGACCAACAUCAGGCAGCUGGAGGCGGAUAUUAUGGAUGUGAACCAAAUCUUUAAGGACCUGGCUCUGAUGAUCCAUGAUCAGGGAGAAAUCAUAGACAGCAUUGAGGCAAAUGUUGAGAGUGCAGAGGUCCAUGUUGACAGAGGAGCUACUCAGCUCCAAAGAGCUGCCGGUUACCAGAGGAAGUCUCGCAAGAGGAAGUGCAUUCUUGCCAUGGUGUUGUCCCUGGUUCUCACCAUACUGAGCAUCAUCAUCUGGCAAGCGCUCAGAUGAGACCACUAAAGUGGAGAAAAGGAGUCGAGUGUUCUACUGAGGACUUAAAAUGGCUUCCAGUGAGUGUGCGCAUUGCUGUAGUUGUGUGUCUGAUGACGUGAGCGUCUGUGUGACUUUCAUUUGUACCUCUCGGUACGAUGAUUCAGAAUGUGAAGUUAGUUGUGUGUGUGUGUGUGAGUAUAUGUCUCUUUUUAAUCAAGCACGUAAAAUGAGGAAUUGUUUUCAACAAACCCCCAAAAUGGUGACUGCACUAUACCCUAGCCUGUGAAUCCUUGACCAGUCGAGUGAAGCCCUGUGUAUGCCAAGAUCCAUGUUGCUACUCGGAGGCAUGGUACAUCGCGUUAACAUGCAAGCAAGGGAGCAGCAUAGCCAUCAGAACCUAGAUGUAUAUAAAACAACAAUCAAAUCUGGAAUCCGGAUUGUGAACCCAAGUCUUCUCCAUUGAAAAUAUGUAAACGCAAUACAUUCACGUCAAAAUAAGUUGUUUUAAAUUUAUUUAAAUGUACACCAAAAAGCGGUUGGUGUAUCUCAACAAACACAUAUACCGUGAUUUGGCCCGGUGCAUCCAUUUUAUUCUUGUGUCUGGCUGUGGAAAACAGAUCGAAGACACUAUGCCAGUUCCCUGCCCGAGCAAUCAAUGAUUAGUUGACGGCCACCUCCAGAGAGACAGGUUGGGAUGAUGCUGACCUCUGGGAUGACUGCAGAUCUUUGCGUAUGGGUAGGACUUGGACCGGCCAAAGGGGUGUGUACAGGUCUAUGAUAGCGGCGUGGAUCUUUGCUGAUCCUCACAUCCGUGCUUAUGCAGAAGUGUAAUUUGGCAUUUAAGUAAAAAAUGGUGAUGUUCAGGAAGGGUUGUUCUCGUAGUCCUCUUGGAUUUAACAUAUCUGUUUGGUAUAGGGUCCAUGGUCGACCAGUUAUGCAUUUCAAGGGUACAUAUUUUCUUUAUCUCUGGCCGUGUCUGCAUGAGUGCAUAAGUGUGUACUCAAGUUGACUGCUAUUAUACUAGUUUUGUGUUUAGCAGAUUGCUUUUAUCCAAAGCAUCUCAAGCCCAAAGCACACAGCCGUGUCAGGACAGACAUGAAAUGAUCUUGGAAUCUUUUGUCCAAAAUAGACUCCAGUGUUUCCCCCAGUAAAUGUCUUAGUCAAGGUGGUCAGGGAGGGGGGUGGGGGGGGGGCUGUCUCCGUUUCAAAUCAAUUCAAAAAGCUUUAUGGCACGACCAUUGUUGUGAACAGUAUUACUGAUGCGUUAUUAAUCUUUAUUUUCUACACCUGAUGGAGGUAUGUUUUCUUUCCCUACGAGAGUUUUCUACUUUGUUAAUGCAUUGGUAGUCAAGGCGGGGCCCUAUUGUUGUUAAAGCCGCCUUAACAACACAGUGCUGGGGGAAACACUGGGCUCCUAUAUUCAUAGCAAGCGAAAGAACAAAGUCUCGCUUCGUCCGUGCUCUGUGGGCUUUGCAGGGUUUCUGUUUUGGGUCGCACCACAAAUAUGAACCAACUUGUGCACUCCUUGUUCUUUGGGUUGUACAGUGAAUGAAUGAAUGAGCAGGUAGAGGUUAGGCACCUUAUCAAGGAUUCUGUCUGGUAGCUGGAAGACCUUGGGGAUUGAGAACCAGACUAGAACCUUGCAGCUAGGGUUACAACGCCCCAACCACUGAUGCGCAGCCCCCCAAAUUAUUUGGAUAUAUUGGCAGGCUGUGUCUCUCAAACAUCUCACUGCUGGAUACUCUGAAUUAUAAUAUGUAAAACAAAUCGAAUAAGCUAUUAUAACAUUUAAGGCUUUACCUUAUUGAAUGCAAUGUUGCACAAGUUUGUCAAACUAUAGAAAUGUUCACUUGAUUUCUGUACUAAAGUGAGAAUAUCAUGCGUGUGAAAAUGUUUUUCAUUACCACUGGUACCACAUAAGAAAAUGUCAUUCCAUAUUUAACAGUUUGUCAAUGUCUUGUGUCUUAUAAAAUAAAUGUAAAGCCUGAACAGUG
Messenger RNA from Gadus morhua (Atlantic cod), 2917 nucleotides. It is a transcript of the gene stx12l, whose product is annotated as syntaxin 12, like. NCBI's taxonomy places the organism in Eukaryota, Metazoa, Chordata, Actinopteri, Gadiformes, Gadidae. Gene Ontology annotation, molecular function: SNAP receptor activity; SNARE binding. Gene Ontology annotation, cellular component: SNARE complex; postsynaptic recycling endosome; synaptic vesicle. The transcript is spliced from 10 exons. Gene Ontology annotation, biological process: vesicle fusion; autophagosome assembly; intracellular protein transport. Bases 129 to 941 code for a protein of 270 amino acids. The record is from RefSeq and is a predicted model, not a curated record.